Molecule: messenger RNA, 2050 nt
Organism: Myxocyprinus asiaticus (Chinese sucker)
Lineage: Eukaryota; Metazoa; Chordata; Actinopteri; Cypriniformes; Catostomidae
Product: Golgi membrane protein 1-like
Exons: 9
Coding region: 202-1440 (412 amino acids)
Cellular component (GO): Golgi apparatus
Source: RefSeq, a predicted model, not a curated record
CCCUCUGUGCAUGUGUGAUGCAAAUGAUUCGAGCCAACAGCCAGUCAAGCGCCGGAGAUUGAUGUUUACUGUUGCUGCUGCUGUUGUCAUUGUCAUCCCGGAAAAACACCUUCUAUUAGCGAAAUGUCCAUGCUGCGUCUUUUCACUGGACGAGACCUUAUACGGUGAUAUCCAUCAGUGUUUGUGGAGCUGUAAUAGAUCAUGAUGGGUGCGCUGGGGAACGGUCGACGCGGAGGUCGCUCUCCAUCUUUGCUGGUGGCCGCACUAAUCGCCUGCAUCCUCCUGCUCGGAUUCAACUAUUGGGUCUCAAACUCCAGAAACAUCAAGCUGCAGAGUAAGCUAUUGGAGAUGGAGGGUCACAUGAGGCUGUUGGCUGCAGACAGAGACAGAGAGCAGCAGAGCAAGAUAAAGGCAGAGGAGGAGACACGCAGGCAAAACCAACAGCUGGAUUUAAUAGAGAACACAUACCAUGCACAGCAAGAGGGUGCACUCAAUGCAUGGAAACAGGAAAAGGAGAAUCUAAAACUCAACAUUUCCAUCAGUACUAAAACAGUGCAGGGCAUGAAGAAUCAUAUGAAGUCAUUAAUGGAGGAUCUAAGUAAGAUGCAGAGUGAGCUGAAGUCCUGUAAAAGUAACUUUGACAUCCUCAAUAAAAAAGCCACCAAAGACCUGACUCAGUGCGACAAACAAAUUGUGGCCAUGCAAGAGGAAUGCAGUCAGAAAAUUGCAGCUGCCAGACUGGAAAAUCCAAAAAAGCCUGAAAAGGAACAUCUUCCUGAAACUCCACAGAAUCCUACUGGCUCAAAGACACAGAAAGCCUCCGAUUCAAAAGCCAAAUCUGUGGUUCUUCCCACAAACCAUGCGAAUAAAAGUGCUGGAGAACCAUCAAACAUUAAGUCCAACGUGAAUUCACAUCCCAAAAACGAUGCUCGGCUCCAAAACAAUGAGACUGUAGUGGGGAAAGACAAGAAAGAUGCUGUGAUUUUAAAAAAAUCUCCCAUGCCUAUCUCCAAACCAACCAUUAAGAAUGAGACUGUCAACAAACCAGCCAAUGAAGAAGUUUUAAAUGCGGUGAAAGACAUUAAAGGAGAAUCCUUAAAGGCAGCAGGUGGGGAAGAGGAUGCAGAUACUCUGCUGGAUCAAGCAGGAAUUUUGGAAACCAAGGAAGAUGACAUUGGAUUUGGAAUUGGGGACGGGAAUGAGGGAGACGCUGGAAUAGCAGUGAGGAGGGAGGAAGACGGCAGAAUUGGGGAGGGGAAAGAUGAAGACGCCAUUAUGUAUGACAACGAGGGCGAGAUAGAGAAACAGCUCUCUAAGAUUAAAGAUGAAAAUCCAGGUGGCGGACAGGAUAUGGAGGAUGAUUUUGCUAAUUAUAACGGUGAUAACAAUAACCAGCCGGAGUCUGAGGAUGACAAACAAGCCGAGCUCGUAGGGAUGUAACAAACACACACCUGCUCACAUGAUGUGCCUGCUGAAACCUGUCAGAUACCCUCUGGGAGAAGAAGCUUGCUGUAAUGAUCAUUUUGUGCUGGGUAAAUAUUGCACUUCUGGGUAGUGACGGAUUUGCACCACACAGAAUUCAUCUCAACAGAAACUCAUUCAUACAUCUUACCAAGAUAGCCAAACAUUUUCACUAGUACUGAUUUUAGAUUUAACUUGAAUGUAAUGACUAUCAAGCCUUUAAAUGAAUGCACGGUGGGGAAUGUUAUAUAAAAAAAAGAAGCUUAGCUCUUGUAUAUAAACAGCAUUGCAGAAGCUAUUCUAUUACUAAAUCUGACUACUUAAGCUUCCGCUUGCUUUUAUCUUCUGUCUUUAUGAUUUAUGUUUUGUUUAAAUGAAACUGGAUUAUCAGCUGAAAAACGCAUAGGGAUAUUAGACCGUUACGUUCAGAGUACAUUCAAAUAACAGGACAAUCUAGUCUUAUAUUUACUGUAAAAAGUUGGCUUUGUUGAUUUAAGGAUUGUAUUUUUUUUCUUUUUGAACUGGAGUAUUUUUAAGAUAAAGGAUUUCGUAUUGAAUUUGUGAUUUCAUAAUAAAAAAUUCAGUUGCA